AUGCAUUUCGCGGAUUUCGUCGCUGGUUAUGUAGGAGGGGCCUUUGGUGUGGUUGUGGGCUACCCUCUGGACACAGUGAAGGUGCGGAUUCAAACACAGAACAGGUACAGGGGAGUGUGGCACUGUAUUCGCUCCACAUGCAAGACUGAGGGGGUGAAUGGUUUCUACAGGGGCAUGUUGAUGCCGGUCUCGACUGUGUCCCUCAGCUCCUCUGUGCUGUUUGGGACCUACAGGAAUGUCCUUCAGUGCCUCUGUCAGCUGCGACGUGGCAGUCCUGAUGUCAAACCUGCCAAGCAGGAUAUCUUCCUCUCAGGCCUGGCCGGAGGAGUUGCCCAGGUAUCGGUGAUGUCCCCAGCCGACAUAGUAAAGGUGCGCCUGCAGUGUCAGGGACUUUCAGCCGGGGCCACAAAGCCCAAGUACCACGGCUCCAUCCACUGUCUGCUCACCAUCGCUCGUGAGGAAGGAAUUCUGGGGCUCUAUAAGGGAGCCCAGGCUCUGGCUCUGAGAGACGGACCCGCCUUUGCCAUCUACUUCACCAUCUAUAAUAUGAUCUGUGAGCAGCUGGCGGCUCCAGGGCAGACCCAGCCAGAAUGGAAAGUGGUCUUGCUGGCGGGAGGUCUGUCAGGGAUGUGCAGCUGGGGCAUUGCAACGCCCAUGGAUCUGAUCAAAGCUCGUCUGCAGAUGGACUGGAUGGGAGAGCAGAGAUACCGAGGUUUUUUCCACUGUAUCACCGACAGUGUGCGCUCCGAGGGACCCGGCGUCCUUUACAAGGGGCUCAGUCUCAACUGCAUACGUGCCAUCCCUGUCAACAUGGCAGUGUUUUCCAUGUACGAAGUAGUGCUUCGCCUUCUAAAACCCUCAGCUUAACUUUACAUGUAGCCUUUUUUUUCCAGCAUAUGUUGUAUCUUUAUACUG
This is a messenger RNA of Myripristis murdjan (pinecone soldierfish), 915 nucleotides long. RefSeq names its product solute carrier family 25 member 47b (gene slc25a47b). Gene Ontology annotation, cellular component: mitochondrion. Gene Ontology annotation, biological process: transport. Lineage: Eukaryota; Metazoa; Chordata; Actinopteri; Holocentriformes; Holocentridae. The coding region runs from base 1 to 867 and encodes 288 amino acids. The transcript has 6 exons. The record is from RefSeq and is a predicted model, not a curated record. Gene Ontology annotation, molecular function: transmembrane transporter activity.